AUGGAGCCGAGGUGGCAGGCCAACUUCACAAGCAGAUUCCGGCUAGAGGGACCGGACGCGGAUGGCCAUUUUACGAUCAGCAAUACGCAAAUUUUGCGUCUACCACCGUACCCGUUCCAGUACACCGAUACCCUCCUCUACGCGACCGUCGUCUGCAAUGGGGAAGCCUACCCUCUGGUCACGAUCCGAGUGAAAACAUCCGAUUCGCAUGCCCCAUAUUUCUACCAAACACCGUACCACGUUAGCUUGUCAGAGGCAGUGCCGCUGGGAACGGAGAUCGAUACACCCAUUUUGGCCAUCGACUGGGACCCGGCGCAUGAUUAUCCGAUUACGUUUUCGAUUGAGGACAACGAUUCCCCCUUCUCGCUCGCGGACCCGAUCUCAGUUCAUGGCACUGAUUUUUUGCCCCCAGAAGCCGUGCCCCGCUGGAGUCCCGAGCAACUACCGACUGUAGUCAGACUACGCGUCGAUGAACCGCUCGACUUUGACACGCAACCGAACAGUUAUGUGUUGACGAUCGUGGCCAAGGACAAUGCCGAACCCCCAAACACUAACCGCACCCGACUCGUCGUUCACCUCCUUGAUGCCGAUGAUCAACAGCCCCGCUUCACCAGCGAGGAGUACUUGGCGCUGAUCCCGAAGAAAUGGUCAAUUGGGUCGUCCUUGACGGUGACGCCGCCACUGCACGCAUUCGAUGGUGAUCUCGGCAUCAACAAGUCGAUCAUAUACAGCAUUGAUGCGAAUGCGAUGGAUGCGCUCACGAUUGAUGCUCAAAGCGGCGAGAUCACGCUCAUUGACGAAGGAGCCGCAAUUCCGGAUACGAUUGUUGUAAAGGCCACCCAAUCGGACCACGAGUCCCGUUUCGCCACAGCUCGCCUGCGGGUCGUCUCCGAUCUGCCGCAAGCGACCUUCGACAAAUGCGAGGUGUACGCCUCACUCCUCGAGAACACGGCCCCAGGGACGCCGGUCGUUGAGAUUAGCGUAUUGCACAGGACGGAGAAGUCCCACGUCAAGCUUAUCGACCCCGAUGGAACGUUCGCUCUAAAAGUUGACCCGACCGCCCCCUCCAAAUUGCAAGUGAUCGUGAAGAACUCACGUCUACUCGAUCGAGAGCUUUUCUCGACAAUUGAGGCUGUGCUUCAGCUUGAGGACUCAACUCCUUCGGUUCCGCAGGAGAACUCGUGCCAGAAGGUGAAAAUCCGUGUUGAUUUGGUGGACGAGAACGACAAUGCGCCCGUGUUUGAGCGGGAUGUGUUGAGAUAUUGGGUUGGGGAUCAGACGCACGACGGGGAUAUCCUGGCAACACUCCGAGCUUCGGACAAGGAUCAGGGCCCGAACGGUGACGUCUCCUAUUCCCUAAUCGACCCCGCCGGCCAAAAGCUGCCCCUCGAGAUCCAGCAGGCAAACGGGGCUGCCAGUCUGUUGUACGUGGCAGCCCUCGACAAGGGGGAGCGACAGCUGAAUGGUGCGCUGCGAGCCCGAGACCAUGGACAACCGGAAAAGUACAGCGAGAUUCCGGUGGAGAUCUAUCGGCGGAAGUCGGCGGCGAAUCCGUUGAAGGAUGGGUUGGCAAAAGGGAAAGUAACAGCAGCAUCCACCACGCGCCAGCGUCCUACCGUAACCCAUUCACAGCCAAAAACAACUACCACCGAAGCCCCACGAACUACAAAUUAUCGUACCACAGCAGAGACGACGACUUGGACCCCAACCGCACCCGAGCCGACGACGACUUCAAGGAGUUCGGACGCCCCAGAAGAGCCCCAAGCCGAAGAAGCCCCGACGUCAUCCGAGUUCCUUUGGCGCCAGAUCGAGUUCUUGCGCCAGAACGGCAUCAUCGCGCCUACGGAUGUGCCGUCGGAGGCCGAGAUGACCGGAGCCCAGCACGUCGCCCAGGUCUUCAAGCCGGAAUCCAACAACGUCACCGAGCCGUUCAGAAGAUGUAGAAUCUGCUCAAAGUUCUCAAACGAUAUUGAACAAUUAAAGAAGAAGGAGAAGGCUACGGUAGCCCACGCGGCGCCGACCAAGACCGCAGUUGAAGGGAACUCGCUGCAGGAUCUGGAUGGGCAGAUAGAGAAAGAGGAAGAUGGGGCGAGGGAGUUGGACGAGUCUGUGGAAGUGGUCGCCCUGGAAGAUACCGUAGACGAACAUCCGCCGGAGAGCUCGUUGGAGGAGGCCGAAACAAUGCCCCCACAAUUCCAAUUCCACGAGGACAACUACAAACUACAGCUUUUCGGACCUGUCGUCCCAGGAGAGGGUGUUGGUAGAGUGGCUGCAGGACCCGGUGUAGAAGCGUAUGGAAUCGAUAGACGAGUUUUCGGGCAGUUUACAAUCGACUUUGACGGAGGUCUGAUAUCAGUCGACGAGAAGGCCGAGGCGCUUUUCAAGCAGCCGGGUACCUUCCGGUUCCACGUCUCGGCCACGGAUGGUGUGAAAACGGCUCAAUCCUGGGUCUCCGUUCAGGUCGACCCCACGAAGAGCAUUUUUGCGGCGGCUCCGCGGUUUGAUCAGUCAAGCUAUGAAAUCUUUGUGACCGAGAAUCAACCGCCGGCCGUCAUCAGCACACUAAGGGCUUUCCACCGCUCCGAAGCACUACACCAGGACCGGCUUGUCUACUCGAUUCUUACCUCGGAUAAGGAUUUGCCAUUCUCCGUCGAGGCAAACACCGGACAACUGGCGGUGCUCAACGAGUUGGACAGGGAGAAUGGGGAGCGCUAUGACUUCCAGGUGCGAGCUUGCCUUUCCGAGCACAGAGGUGUCUGCGGAGUCGCGUCGGUCUCGAUUUUGGUCAACGAUCUGAACGACAACACCCCGAAAUUCCCGUCGAAUACGUACCAUAUCGUGGUGCCGAACGAUUUGCCGAAGGGUGCCGAAGUCGUUCAGCUGGCCGCUAGGGAUAUGGAUGCCGGAAGUAAUGGAGUCGUCAGCUACGUUUUGAAUCCGCCCAGUGAAACCUUUGCCAUCGACCACCACACAGGCCAGAUCUCGAUUCUGCGUACCCCAGAAAAAUCUCGCUACUCGCUCAUCAUCGAGGCUUUUGAUCACGGAAUUCCCAGGAGGACGACCCACACGGAGCUGCGCAUAAAUGUGGAGGGCAGCAACCCGAGUGCACCGCAAUUUGAUCAGUCCGGCUACACUUUGAUCGUCGAAUCUCCGGUUCGGGUCGGCCAAGUUAUCGGAAAUGUGCACGCCACGGAUCCGGACCCAGGGGAGGAUGGAAUGGUCACCUACUCAUUCGGCACUUCCCAAGACCCGCGAACCCAAGUGGACCAGCAAAAGUUCUCCAUCAACCCGAAGACCGGAGCGGUUUCCGCGCUGACGCCCUUGACAUCCCUCGACGGCCCCUUCCACCUCGUCGCCGAGGCGUCCGAUCAAAAUGCGAUUUUCAGCCGUAAAACCAAGGCCGCCGUACGUGUCGAAAUCUCCGGCAGCGCCACCCUGCGCUUCUUCCCCCUCCAGGAAAUCGUGUACAUCUCCAGCGAGAAGCAGCCGGGCAGCGUGAUCUUGCGUGCCUCGGCGCACACCUCCGGCUCGUCGGACAUCAACUUCUUGCUCGUCGACGCCCCCGAGGCGUUCGCGAUGGACGGUGAUUUGUUGAAGGUGGUGCAGCCACUCGCGCCCGGGGAGACGAACUUGACGAUAAGGGCGGAGACCGAGUCGACCCACGUUGAGCAUGUCGUACGGGUGGUGGUGAUGAACGACCGGGACAAGUACCCGGUCUUCCCGAAGCUGUCCUACGAUUUGGAGAUUCCGCUCGAGACCCGUUUCCCGAUCCUGCUGCACCGUUUCGCGGCCAACGUCGAGAACGGCACCGUCCAGUUCGCCCUGUAUCCACCGAAUCGGGUGCCCGGGUUGACGAUUGAUGAGGAUACGGGAACACUAAUUGCCGGGAAGGACUACAUCGAUUCCAGGCUAAAUCGGGAUACUGUAUUCGUGGUGGUUCGGGCGACGAAUCGAAACUAUCCACGAUUCUACUCGGAUGUUGGGGUCUCGAUCUCCUUGGUGUCGACGGCUUCUCGUCUGCGCUUCUCCAAACCGCUUUUCAAAGCCACUGUUCGCGAGAAUACCAGGGUUGGAAGUGUGCUGGAUGUCGGAAAGAUUGAGAUGCAAUCCGCACCCGCGAACACGGUGUUCACCAUCACCCCCGCCAGCCCAUUGACCAUCCUCCCCAACGGCUCGAUCAUCGUCAACGACGACGUCGACUUGGAGAAGUUGCCGGUCGAUGAGAAUGACGAUAUGCUAUUUGUGGUGACGGCCAGCGACGGCGAGCAGUCCGUGACGGCCAAGCUGCAGCUGAACAUUGAGGACGUGAACGAGUUCUUGCCCCGAUUUGACUACCUCCAUUAUCAGGCCCAUAUUGGCGAGGGCGCGCUGCCAGGCACCCCCAUCGUGAAGGUCCGUGCCACCGACAAAGACUUCUCGGACACGAAGCUCGAAUAUCGCAUUAAUGGCGGAUCAGGCGUCAAAUUCGUCAAGAUCCAGCAGGACGGCACGCUGACCCUGGUCGAGUCGUUGGAUCGGGAGAAGAUGGCCAAAUUUGACGUUGUAAUUGAAGCCGUGGAUUCUGGGGGCAAUUCGGCGGAGGCGAAGGUUGAUGUCGACGUCCUCGACGCAAAUGACAACGCUCCACGCAUCCUAAACCAGCCAUUGAUCUGGAAUGUGCCAGAAGGAGAGGCUUCUCUCGGAGCUGCCUUCGAGAUUUUGACUUCCGACCUCGAUGAAGCCGAAAAUGCGCAGGUUACCUACGCUCUGUCCGGGGGGAAUGAGGGCCGAUUUUUCGAGCUGAUUCAGAAGUCACCUGUGGCGGCUGUCUUGAAAAUCGUGAAGCCGCUCAACCGAGCCCAGCAGGCGGCUCAUGUUUUGUCGAUUGAAGUAAAAGACCACGGCCACCCCUCGAUGAUGUCGGUAGCUACCGUAACCGUGAACGUGAAGAGCGAGGGCCGCAGGUUGCCGCAGUUCCCGUUGAGGGAAUACAAACAGGCGGUCCCCGCCGAUAUGCCGGCCAACUUCAACAUCCUCCAAGUGGCCGCUGAGGACAUUGACGUCCCGGUGCAGUACUCGAUUAGCGGUGGUGAGGCCUGUCAUGCCCUCAAAAUUGGACCUAAAGGCGAAGUCGCCUUUGCCACCAACGAGCGUCCAGAGGAUUUGACUCGAAUCGAGUGUACGGUAGAAGUGAGCGACGGGUCUCACAGCGAUUCUACACGGCUGGUCGUCAACUUGGAGAAGAUGUUUGCUGGCAAGCCCAACCGACCAAAUCAUCCGCCCAAGUUCGCGAAGGGCAACUACGUCUUCCGCGUCAACGUCGCCGGCGCGGCCACCGGACCUGAGGGAUUGCUGGUCGGCCAAGUCUCCGCCAUCGACAACGACGGCGACCUGUUCAACUACUCGAUCGAGCCCGUCGAGUUCCGAAACCUCUUCGAAGUCGACAACCAAGGACAAAUCUGGCUGCGCAGCGUGGAGGCGUUGGGGGAGAGCCGCAGCAUGUCUUUCCUGGCCGUGGCCACCGACAAGGGCCAGCCCCAGCUCGCCUCGUUCACCAACGUUCGCGUGACCUUCCAUCAACUCGAAGGAGUUCAAGUCGAACACGGCUUUUCACGCCGGCCGAUGGAUCAGAUUGUCGAUGAGGAAAUGCCCUCUUCUGGGACUCAAGUCACGCGGCUCCCGGAUCUGGAGACGACAGUCUUCACCGUAUCGGAUGAGGUGAAGGACGGAAAAUUGGCCAUGCCACAAACAGUCCAAGCAUUCCCGAAUACACAGUGGAGUAGCAGUACGGCGCCGUCGAGGUCGAGGAGUACAGCUGCGGAGACAGAAAUCCCGCAUCACAUGGCUACCCACCAAGUCGACGCGACGAUUCGCCCAACCACAGCCGGCACAACGACAAUGUGGUUGGCCACCGACAAGCAGGUCACCGGCAAGGCGACCACCCAAUGGACGAAAGUGGAAGGCGGAUCCGAGGGUGAUAGUGAGGAUGAAGCCACCGAAGCCACGACGCUCGAUGCCGAGACUUCAGAAUCUCAGGACGAAGAAGAGGACACGUCGAGACCGUUCGAGAAUGCUGAUGGCGAUAUGUUUGGCGACGAUACCACGACUUCUGGCAAUUCUGGAGCUGAUGAGCUGCACUUCCGACAUGCGCUUUACUACGCGUCGAUGCCAGAGGGGAGAUAUAGCAAUGGCGCUCUGUUGAAUCUGAAGCCAGAGCCGUUGCAGACGAAUGGAGAGGAAGUCACCUACACAAUCUCUGAUUCCCGCCUCCCAUUCCACAUCCGCGGCGACACCGGAGAACUGGCCAUCAUGGACGUCGACCGCGAGAAGUCACCCUUCUUCGCUUUCAGAAUUACGGCUACCGAUUCCCGCCGCAGGACGGCAACCACCGUAGUCAACGUGACAAUUCUGGAUGUGAACGACAAUUAUCCCCUGUUCGUCUCGCCGCCGCUGUUCGUUGGAUUGCCAACCAACAUUGCGCCGAAUGUGGCCGUUGAUCGGCUACAGGCCAUCGACGCUGAUGAGGGGCGGAACGCCGAGGUUACCUACGAGUUGGAGGAGAACCCGCUUUUAGCGAUUGACGCCAGAACCGGCUCGAUCCGUGUCAAAUCCCCCCUCAGCCCAUCCCAGCAACCAUUCGAAGUGAAGGCCACCGCCAAGGAUGGCGGACGACCCGGCCUGAGGACAACGCAUACGCCCCUCCUCCCGACGCAAUCCGCCCCGGUCGUGGUCCCCUAUCCCGCUAGCCCGAAUCACUUUGUCACGCAACUACUUGGUGGACCAACCGCCGGGCAACGGUCUGAAAUACAAUAUCGGCUGGCUGGAGAUGAACAUGGCCUUUUCACAAUCGAUGAGGAGGGCCGCGUUCUUCUCGCCCGCCAGCCAGCCCCCGCCGACUUGAACAAGUACCACCAGAUCAGCGUGAGGGCCGACAACGCCCUGGGAACCGAUCAGACUACGCUGAACGUCUUCCUGAGCGGAACGGGCGGAGCACCACCCAGGGUCGAGGAGACGAGGCCGAGCUUUGCGGGACCGUGCUCAUUCCCGACGAAGCUGUACAAUGCCCAGAUCGCCGAAAACCGCGAAGGACGCCACAAGUUGAGCAAGGUCACGUCGGACUGUGAAUCGGCUGGCGCCGGAUACGAAUACACCAUUUGGCAAGGAGCUGAUCAAUUCGAGGUAGAUGAACAAACCGGCGAGGUGUUUGUGAAUGGGCCGUUGGAUCGGGAGAAGCGCUCUGUGCACUUCAUCUUUAUUAACGUUACUCGGCCUAAUGAGGCGAAGGCGAAGCGGCAGACGGCUGGGAAUCCGGUUAUCGAAUACGCCAUCUCGAAGCUGUCCGCAUGGCAGGCCCUAGUGGUCGUCCGCGUGCUCGACUCCAACGACAAUUCCCCCCAAUUUGUCCGUCUCACCCCGGAGGGCCAGUAUUCCGGCCUUGUGGCCCAACAGGCCCCGCCCCUCACGCCAAUUCUACGAAUGCAGGCUCAAGAUGCCGACGAGAAAACGCAGCUGGUAUACGGUAUCCAGGGCGGCGAUCAGGACGCCUUCCGCUUGAAUUCCACGACUGGCAUCCUGACGCUGGCCAAGAUUAUUCACGAGGAUUCGAGAACAAUCUUCCGAACAACCGGUACCGUAUCCGAUGGCUCGCAUACUGUAGAGAUCCCGGUUACGGUUCACAAACUGACGCCAGCUUCAAAUUUGGUGUAUUUGACUUUGGAGAAGAGGAUGGAGGAAUUGGAUGAAAAGGAAGUCGAAAAAGCGCUGGCCAGGAUCACCAACACCGAGAUCCACGUCCUUACCAAGGAGCCGUUCACCAACAGCCAAGGCCAAGUCGACCCCAAUCGAAGUGUCGUCCACAUCUACGGGCUGGAGCCGAAGAGCCGGGCGCCAGUGGAGAAGAAUCGGCUGAAGGGGCUGCUCGACAAGGUUUAUGGGGCGUUGCAGGCCUCGGAGGCUAGGGUCUCAUCAAUCUCCCUGGCACCCUCUUCCUCCCCAUCAUUAUCCACUGUCGAUGCUUUCCUCCUCUUCAUCUGCCUCGUCCUCGUCGUCAUCGCCCUUGUUGUCUGCUGCCUCGUGGCCAGCCUGUGCAAGCGACGUGAUGCCGUCGAUGGAAAGGAUUAUAUGCGGAGUUCAUCCUUGGAUGGGCCACGUCCGUAUGAUGUCUCGGUGAUUCCGAGGGCAACUGCUCAGGCGGUGUUGGCUGGACGUCCACUUCCGGAUCCGAUGCAAUUUAGCGAAAACAAGCAGCACUCCCCGUCCAGGAUCUCGGCUGAUGAUCUUCGAUCGACAAACCGUUCCGAUGAGCUUCUCGUUUUUGCCAAUUCCGUCAGAGACACGAAAAGCCGGGCGAGCGCCGUCUCCGACGAGUCCGGCUCGGAUCGAGGGGCGGCUGAGCGGGAACCCGUCGAGCGCACCACCGCCACGCUGAUGCCCCGAAAG
This is a messenger RNA of Mesorhabditis spiculigera, 8418 nucleotides long. Lineage: Eukaryota; Metazoa; Nematoda; Chromadorea; Rhabditida; Rhabditidae. The record is from the annotation of a GenBank genome assembly.